CGCCGCUCGGAGCGGCCGCCUCGCUCUUCGCCUCCUGCGUCCAUGCCCGGCGGCCGCUCGUUCUUCGGCGCCCGCCCGCGGGUACCCUCCGCCCGCGCCCUCCGCCCCGAGCCCUUAUGCCCGCAACGCCAGGAACUGCACAGUGACCGCAGCUGCUACGAGUGGACCUCAGAGUCCCCCGAGUGAGCGGGUGGCGCGGCUGGUGCCCGCUGCGGGUGGUGGCGGAGGAGCCCCGCCCUGUAUGUGGCCGCCCCUGCCGCCCCCACCGGCCUCCUCCGCAUGUCGUGUAGUGGCAACCAGACGGCGGCGCCGCUGGCGUCGGCCCCCGAUGCCGCCCAGGCCUCGGCCGUCGAGAAUCCCCUGUGUCCCCCGGGGCAGGCCGCAGCCAUCGCUGGAGGCAAGUCCUCCGUCGAGGGGGUGACGCCCCCCGCAGCCACCGAGGUGCGCCUGGUGUCCGGAGGCCGCGUGGCCACCCGCCUGGCCACCGCCGCCUCCCCGGGCCACCUGCCGCGGGACGACGGCUACUGCUCCUCGGACUCCACUCCAAAGAGCUCAGGUGAGCGGCGUGUGGCCGGGGUGCUGCCCCACCCGCGGGCCCCCCCAGCGGACUCCCCCGCCCUGGGUGCUGACGCGGGCCUGCACAAGCCCCCACCUUCCGGCGACGCUGAUGGAGCACUCGCAGGAGAGAGUGUGCCUGUUGCUGCCGUGGCCCCCCGCACACCCACGGCCUCCCCUGGCGCCCCCGGGGGGCCCCCUGGACCCCCAAGUUCUACAGGCGUGGUGGACGACGGGCGGGAGUCGUGGGGAAAGUCCAUGGACUUCCUGCUCUCCAUCAUCGGUUUCGCUGUGGACUUGGCCAACGUGUGGCGCUUCCCCUUCCUGUGUUACCGCAACGGUGGAGGUGCCUUCCUAUUUCCCUACUUCCUGAUCACAGUCUUCGGGGCGCUGCCGCUCUUCUUCAUGGAGCUGGUGCUCGGCCAGUAUAACCGCCAGGGCCCCAUCACCGUCUGGAAAGUGUGCCCCUUGUUCAGAGGCGUUGGCUACUGCGCCGUGCUUGUGGCCUACUUCGUCAGCUUCUACUACAACGUGAUCAUCGCCUGGUCCAUUCACUUCGUCUACGCCUCCUUCAGCUACGUGUUGCCCUGGACGUCGUGCAACAACACCUGGAACACAGCUGACUGCUGGGACGGCCUCACCUCCGACGAACCAAAGCCCAACUCCACCUCCUUGAUGUCGCCCUCCGAGGAGUACUUCAAUUACGUGGUGCUACAGAUGGACAAGAGCGAUGGAAUUGACGAUCUCGGCCCGCCCCAGCCUAGCCUCGUCAUCUGCGGCUUCAUCACUUACUUCAUCCUAUACUUGUCGCUCUUCAAGGGAGUCAAAUCUUCAGGCAAGGUGGUGUGGGUGACAGCGACGAUGCCCUACGUGAUCAUGACGCUGCUGCUGAUCCGGGGGGCGCUGCUCCCUGGCGCCGCCGAUGGACUCCUCUACUACAUCAAGCCCUCCAUCUCGGCCCUCUCCAAGCCGCAGGUGUGGUACGAGGCAGCGCAACAGGUGUUCUUCUCGGUUGGCGCUGGCUUCGGCGUCCACCUGUCCUACGCCUCCUACAACAACUUCAACAACAACUGUUACCGCGACUGUCUCAUCACCAGUCUCGUCAACGCAUUCACGAGCUUCUACUCCGGCCUCGUCAUCUUCACGUACCUUGGCUACAUGGCCUUCAAGCAGAAGACGGACAUCGGGACAGUGGCCACAGACGGUCCCGGUCUGGUGUUCCAGGUCUACCCCGAGGCCGUGGCGACUCUCCCUGGCUCGCAGUUCUGGUCGUGCCUCUUCUUCCUCAUGCUGAUCGCCCUCGGGCUCGACUCUGGGAUGGGCGGGUUGGAGUGCGUAAUCACCGGCAUGAUGGACGAGCUGCGCCUCACAUUCGGGUGGAAAAGCAUAAGGAGGGAGUUCUUCACCGCCCUGGUCGUCACGUCGUCUUUCCUGGUGUCCAUUGCCAACUUCUGUCAGGUGAGAGGGAUGAUAGGGAGGCCAUACCAAACUAAACUAAACCUAUUUGGCCGACAAAAUCUUCAUCUAUCUCUCUCCUUCAUCCCAGGACUGCGACGGUUUAGCGCAGACAUCCAGCACAUGCUCGGUUUUCGCCCCAUGCUCUACUGGAGGGUCUGCUGGAAGUUCGUGUCUCCGCUGUUCAUCCUUAUCACGAUCGUCAUCGGGUUGCAGUCACAAGCCUCCGGAAAGCUCGAGUACCACGGCCCGAUACACUACACUUACCCUGCCUGGUCUGAGUCUGUGGGCUGGCUCAUUACCUCGACGUCCAUGUGCAUGAUUCCGCUGUGGAUGAUCAUCACCAUCUGUCGCCAACCCGGGAGUUUCCGACAAAAACUGUUGUUGAGCGUCACGCCUGAGGCCGAACACCACAAGAUCCUGGAGACAGAGGAAACUCCCCGCUUGGACUGGAAGCACUGGUUGCACGUCUGAGUUUGCAAUCUCACCUUUGCUCACAUGUGACUACUAAAUAACAUUUUCAAUUACUUACAAACACAUCCACGCCAACUAGUAAUAUACAGUGGUAUACACACGCAUUCCAACACAUACAGGCACACGCGUUAAUAUGUAGUGAAAUACUAACAAGGUGACGCCAAUUUUACAUGUUAUUUUUCGGGAAUGCACUCUUAUGCUAAUGUUCACGAGAAACUCUGAUCACCGCCUAAAUAUCUAGGAAGUAAUUAAACAUUCCAAAAUAUACGUAUGACAACCUAAUAUGCACAUUUAUGUAUGUGGAUUCUGUCUUACCGCGAAGAAACACGCGAUUUCCAUUACACUUUCAGCAGGUGGCCAAAUCUGCCAAAUAUACAUAACUAUAUGAGGUACAAACUAAUUAUUUUCAUCACACUUCAGAUACACAGGUUACAUUUGAUUCAAGACACUUCUGGGAGUAACAAAACACAUACCACCUUUUUCUUCUUUUUUUCAUUGUUACUGGCUUUCUUCCAAAAAUGAUAUGAACUUGAAGGCCAGCCACACAUAAAAAACAUUUAACAUUAUUACCACAAAGAAAAGAUAAUUUCAAGAGACUCCACAGUCCAAGAGACACGAAUAAUGACAGUAACGUGAAAAUCAUAAUGUAUCCAUGUAGUAACAUACAGUCCCAUUAUUUGGGAUCAACAAGCUUGUUAUUUGAGUUGCAUUUGCUGUAACGAAUAAGCUUCUUGUAAAUAAUUUUAUAAAGUAGUGCUUGAUCAGCUCUGGGAAGUGUAAUGAAAAGUGGUGUGAGUAACAGCGUACUUAACUUGCGUUCUCAUUUCACAGCCACCGAUCAUCAGUUAGGUCACUCUUAACGUUAUCCUUACAGCAGCGUCUUUAUCAGAUGCUGGGUUCUUAUGCCCGUGAAAAAGCUUGUCAUUACUGUCGUUCUUGUAGGCAGGGACGCGGCCAUACAUUCAAGGGGAAGCCUUAACGAGGAAAGAAACUUAAUAUGUUCGGUAUGAUAGAGAAAUCAAGUGGUUUUCUACUUGCUGCAGAUAGAAGUACGGCUUAUAAUUUAUGUUUCUUAUUUCUUAGUAUUGGUGACUUAGCUGACGAUCAUCUACCUCAAUAGUAUUAUCCUUAAUUACCUGAAACUGCAAAAAAUUGCCGUUAGUAAUCUCUACCUUGCCAGAGCAGACAGUACGCAACCAGUACGUGUUUCUCUGCGUGCCACGUGAACGCAGCCCAUUGGUCGGCCGUGUAGCCAUUAAGCCAAACUAACCAAUCAGCGCGUGCCAUCAGGUGUGUGUGAUCAGGCAACCAGCACUGGGAUGGUCCGAGGGGGAGAGACAUCUGGUGACUGAACAGCUUGGUUGUUUCAUUGCCAUAAUUCAUAUAGACAUUAUAUUUUAUUUAUAAGUUUGUAACAUACCCGCUUGAUAAUUAAGAAUAUAUGUAGUGUCAUGUGUUUACUUAACUGCACGUAUCCUUGUCACUCAGUAUUUCAGUAUACUGCAGUUUCCAAAUAUCUUCAUGGAAUGUUUUUGGAGUGUAUUUUUAUUACAUAAAUCAUUAGCCUCCCAUCCUGAUGUGUAAAUUUCAUAUAAUUUCAUGAAUAUUUUCAAAUUUGAUUUACAUAUACUUUAAUGAUUGCAACCAAAUUUAUUGUCCUGUGUUGAUAGUAAUUAACUCCGUAAUUGGUUUAAGUUUAAUUAUGUACCUUUUUCGUUCUAAGUUUGAAACAAAAACGACUUAACUUACCAACACUUCAAACUAUGACUAUGACCUCGUCGACUGUCUACAUACCAGAGUUCUGUUUUGGCUACCACAGUUCACCUCUCUAUCAAGGCAUUUUUUUCCCUGUUACCACUAUUCUCGUUAUAGUCACCUCUGCCAUUUCAGUCCAGUUUCUAAUUCUUUGUUUAAGCUGAAUAAAAGAAGCUACAGCCUAUCCUUCAAUUCUGUUACAAAUAUCUCCAUCAUCAAUAUGAUCAUGCCUGAUAAUAGAUUAUCAAGAAAGCUAGAAGAAUCAAAUUCAACAUAUCAUAAAAUUGAUAAGUAAUCAGAUCUGUUUGAGAACGAUCCCUUUGUGACAUCGCGUAUUUUGAUAUGUAACACAGAAUUGCAGAGUUUAUGAAAGUAGAAUUCUGUAAUACACAAAUUUUAUAUACAGCUUCUGUCUCCCGCGCUUGAACCAUUGCUUGCACAAAAUAGGUUAGGUACAGUGUGUGUACACAGAUAAAUAAUGUCUUUGGUUUCUAGAACUGUGUAGGCAAUAUCAUUCAAGAAUCCUGAUAAAAUGGAAAUUAAGAUACAUAUCGAGCUAAUUCAAAAAGAGGCAGCUGGGUUGCAAGUAGUGUAGCAUAUGUUUAAUUGAAAGUCUCAGAGUCGUAAGGUAUGUGGCCGUUAGGUGUGAGAGAGGCCCAAAUAUGCUUCUCGCUCUCUCACAACUGGCGGACAAGACCACGUCGGGACUUUUUACAAUUUUGUAGUUUCUUGAAAGAAUGAAUUAACUCUAUGGUAUGUAUAUAUUUCGCGUAUAGUGGGUAUGCAUAUAAUCGACAUUUAUUUUGAUAAAGCACUAGAGAUUCGGAGGACAUUAAUCAUUCCCAGUGUUGUAUAUGUUUGAUGUUGUUGUUAACAUAUGUGAUUUAAGUGUUGUUACGAUGGAUAAAGACUAGUGUUCCUAUAUUACUGAUGUUAGAGAAAUCUUUAUGAAUAGAGCUGUUAUUAUCCCGAAUUAUUCUGUAAGGUUGGGUGUACUUCUCAGUUCAUUACUGAACGAUUGUUAAUAGUUGUAGACGUAAGUAUUUUUAGUUAGUUUUUUUUUAUGUGUGUACAUGCAGGCGUGUCAUUUUGACCCAGUGGCUGUAAAAUAUGCAACUUUCGUCAGCCUGUCAACAUCUUGCAUAUCAUUCUGACUAGCUGAGAGAUAAGAGUCGCCAGCCCUUUUAGCCUCGUUCCUUGAAGGAGACGAGUUUCAAAUGUGCUUCCAAGUCUACAGGUGGACUGCAGCACCUUACUGUCAGAGUUAAGUACUUAUACGUGUGCAGACAAGCCCAAUAUAACACUACUCUACUGUCCAAAUAUGCAUAUUGUGAAAGCAAGCAUAACGUAGAGGAACACUAACUAACUAUUACAGAUAUGUUCCAUUCUGUCGGUACAAAACAAGAGCUUUAGUUUCCAUAAUUUGUUUUCAGUUUUGUUAAUUCCUCAAACGCAAAUUAAUCAUCCCUCGUGUUUACAAUCAUAUUUCUUCGUUCAGCCAAGCGUUGACAAAUGUACCGCAUACAAAUUCGACUUUUUCUCUCUACUUAGUCUAAUUGUCUUGUUUAGUUUGUUCCAUUAAAAACAGUAAUAGUCAGGCGUGGGCCAUUCUCCACCGGUAAAAAGUGAUCAUAUUGUGUAUAUUAUCGUUUAUUACGGGAGCAAGGGGAAGAUCUUACACAAUCAUUGUUGCGUUAAAACAAAAAUCAUUUUGUGUGUGGAAAAAAAAAAUCUUCGUGGCCUGCAUUGUGGAUUUAUGUGGUGAGAAGGUGUAAUGUGUAGAGAUCUGUGUUAAACGUGUUCUAAACCUGUAAACGUAUGAAGGUUGUAUCCUGCUGUAAAAACACACAUAUCAUGGACUCCGGCAGUUUGUGCCCCAACGGCCCUCGUUUGCUAACCUACCAGAGCUUCCUUAGUCAUAGAGGUAAAUAAUCUUCAAGCUGUGUUUAAGUUUACAGUCUUAGGAAUUCCUAGACUACAGUUUUGACAAGCUCCUCUGUGACUCAAUCGACCUCUUUACGAACAAAGAGCUGCAAAUACAUAUGUGUUGUACAUAUAUUAUGUUUUAAGGUAUUCUAUGUCACAGUAGAGUGUAGUGUAACGGUGUGACACAUCCUUGCAUAACGCCAGUCAUAUGUAUGUACACCUGGAUUGUACUUAGUUCUCACCUCUGUACAUAUGAAUACUAGAUUUGUCUUUUGUAUCUUCAUUUUUUUCUUGGAAUAUUAUGUAUUCAUGUUAAGUGUCCAAAAAAUGCAGUACAACUUACCGCUCGGAGAAUAUUGAAUUAGAGAAGGUAUAGGAUUUAGUUGUUUUGUAUGCUAUUGUUUAAUGUAUCGGAAUGUCGGAAUAAAGCGUAAUAAACGUA
Molecule: messenger RNA, 6607 nt
Organism: Penaeus chinensis
Lineage: Eukaryota; Metazoa; Arthropoda; Malacostraca; Decapoda; Penaeidae
Product: sodium-dependent dopamine transporter-like
Exons: 13
Coding region: 280-2484 (734 amino acids)
Biological process (GO): sodium ion transmembrane transport; dopamine uptake involved in synaptic transmission
Cellular component (GO): neuronal cell body membrane; presynaptic membrane; neuron projection
Molecular function (GO): dopamine:sodium symporter activity
Source: RefSeq, a predicted model, not a curated record